UAUGUUGGCAGCAGUGGUAAGGAAGAGAGGGUUGAGAGAGCACCCUCACUCUUGAGCCACGUGUGUCCCUGACUACACAAACGAGUAGUUAAGCGGUGGUGUUAGUGACCUGUUGAGGUGGCGCAAGACUCACACUGGCUAUUCUCCUCAAGUGAUCAUCAGCACAGGUGCCCACACUAGCUCUCCAGUCUCUCUCAGAUCACCACUGACAUUCAACUGGUCAGGUCAACAACACAGGUUGAGACGCGAUGUGGCUGCCGGGACUUCGAGUAGGCUUCAGUCUGCUGCCCAGCCUAGUCUUGCUCCUCGACCUGCUGGGGCUGGCCGCUGGCACAUCUCAGAGGAUGUUUUUGGAAGAGAUGUUGAAGGAUUACGACGUGAAUGUGUGGCCCCACGGUGACACUGGCAGUGGCAGGGACAAGCGAUCUACCCUCCCUGAUGGAGUUCAAUUGUCUUUAGAGCCUCCGGAGGAACCAACCACAGUGAACGUUCAGAUGUUUAUCAAUUCCUUCGGGUCACUCAACGCUGCUAACAUGGACUACAGCAUUGACGUGUUCUUGAGACAGCGCUGGAAUGACCCUCGUCUCCGCUUCAGUGACACCAGGGAGAAGAUCACCGUUACUAACCCUGCUAUACAAGCCAAGAUCUGGAAGCCAGAUACAUACUUCAACAACGUGAAGGAUGCAGAGGUACAUCAGGUCACCAUGCCUAACAUACUUGUCAGACUACAUCGCAAUGGUGACGUUCUGUAUAGCAUGAGGCUCACAUUGAAGCUCUCCUGCAACAUGCAACUUAAGCACUUCCCCUUUGACGAGCAGUUGUGUGACACCGCCCUAGCCUCCUAUGCCAACACAGAUGAUGUCAUUGUUUAUAAGUGGGUGGACGUGAACCCCAUUGACCUGCCUGACCAACUGGAGAUCGCCCAGUUUGACCUCAUCAACUAUUCCACUGACAACUACACACAAUAUUUCGUCACAGGUAAUUUCAGUGGGUUGAUGGUGCACUUCAGUCUGAGACGUCAGAACGGCUACCAUGUCCUUCAGACGUACGUUCCUACCAUUCUCAUCGUGUCCAUCUCGUGGGUGUCCUUCUGGCUGGACCCCAACGCUGUCCCUGGCAGGGUGUCCCUGGGCGUCACUACCCUGCUCACCCUCACUACUCUAGCUUCUGGUAUCAGGGCACAGCUGCCUCCUGUCUCCUAUGUCAAGGCUAUUGAUGUAUGGAUCGGCAUGUGUAUGAUCAUGGUGUUCGGAGCUCUGCUGGAGUUCACUCUGGCUAACUGGCUCGCAAACAAGAAAAUCAGCGAGGACGGUCAAACAAUAUUUAGGAUUCCUAAGGCUCUGGCCGGCUCUGACGCUGAAGAGGUGGGCGUUCAUGGUGUUGGUCUUGACGAAGAUGAGGAGGAGAAGGAGGAGAAAGAUGAACAAGAAAAACAACCCGAAGAUGUCGAGGAUGCUGCUGGUAAAUCGCCCAAGACCUACAUGGAUUAUGCCCGGGCUCUUGAUCGCCUGUGUCGAGGCCUCUUUCCCUUUUCCUUCCUGGUGUUCAACAUCGUCUAUUGGCCAUACUAUCUCAUCCAGCAACACAGGACUCUUUCGAUUCAUGGCUUGGUUGAUGGGGUUUAAAGCCUGUCGACUACACGAGGGUCAUGAAGGCUGCGUGUCACCUCCACACCACCAGGCAUAGAGACCGAGACAUCAGAUGCUGAAGUCUGGUCCGUGAAGUCACAACUCUCUGAUGUCCACUCGUCGCUUGCUCUGCGAGGUUUGAAGCCUGUCUACUGCAUGAUGGUCAAGGCUGAUGAACUACACCCAUCACUCAAGAAUUAUUUAAUUCCUAAAACAGGAAACAAAAUAAGCUUUCAAAAUAACCGUAGCCUAUUUUUUAGACCUCGUAGACUGUUUACACUGAGAAAUAUACAUCUCUCAGUGUAUAUACCUUGUGUAUAUAUCUUGGUAUAUAAGAACUCUCGUGUAACUUCAAUGAUGUAUUUAGCUAAUACACAAAAUACAGACUGAUUACAUUAGGUCACUCCAUCUCGAAAUUAAUGGUAAUGUUUUCAGUAUUGAUAUUAAAAAAUUUUCGGCUUCCACUCUUUUCUUUCGCAAGAAUUGAUUACUGUCAACUAAUGGUACUUACCAUCAGAUCUGAUUGACACAUCAGGUCUAAUUAGUUAGAUAUUAUCAGGUCUAGCUGGUUACACACUAUCAGGUCUGAUUGGUGGGAUAUUAUCAGGUCUGAUUGGUGGGAUACUAUCAGGUCUGACUGGUUACACACUAUCAUGUCUGAUUGGUGGGAUACUACCAGGUCUGAUUGGUGGGAUACUAUCAGGUCUGAUUGGUGGGAUACUAUCAGGUCUGAUUGGUGGGAUACUAUCAGGUCUGAUUGGUGGGAUAAUAUCAGGUCUGAUUGGUGGGAUACUAUCAGGUCUGAUUGGUGGGAUACUAUCAGGUCUGACUAGUUACACACUAUCAGAUCUGACUAGAUUAAUAUUAUCAGGUCAGACUGGCACAGGUUUCAGAGCUACAAUACACAGCCACACUUACUGAGAAUUAUAUGUUUACUGUAAAAA
This is a messenger RNA of Cherax quadricarinatus, 2572 nucleotides long. The record is from RefSeq and is a predicted model, not a curated record. Lineage: Eukaryota; Metazoa; Arthropoda; Malacostraca; Decapoda; Parastacidae.